This is a messenger RNA of Scutellospora calospora, 161 nucleotides long. The record is from the annotation of a GenBank genome assembly. NCBI's taxonomy places the organism in Eukaryota, Fungi, Glomeromycota, Glomeromycetes, Diversisporales, Gigasporaceae.
AAGAAAAAAGAAAAAAUUGCUGCUCUUGAGGAAUUAGUCGAUUCUCUUGAGAGAGUAGCUGAUUCCCUUGAACAAGAUUAUUUUAAUAUGUCCUUAGAAAUUUCUUCCCUUAAAAAAGAGAAUUCUAUUCUUAGCUCUCUUCAUUCAGAUCUUUUUUCUGG